UGCACUUCCCAGCACUUGCGCCUAGCUUUGUUUUUGUGUGUCAUUGUAAAUUAAAUUUCAAUAUCAGGCUUUAUUUUUAUUGGACAACCUCAAAGAAACACCAUGAGUGAAGUGCAGACCCUUAUGGACAUGGGCUUCCCCCGAGAACGUGUGGAAUAUGCACUGCAGGUGACCAGCAACAAGGGAGUGGAACCCGCCAUGGAAUGGCUUUUGGCCCACGUAGAUGACCCGAUACCUUCCCGUCAGAAUGCCGGGAAUUCCCCUGUUUCCGGAGUUCCCGCAACCGGUUCCGGUGAGGACCCCUCGGCCGCAGCAGCUUCCAGCAGCACAAGUGGUGCCGAUGAAACCUCCUCAGAUGCCCCGGUGGCAAAAUCCCUGAAAUGCGAUGACUGCGGCAAGGUACUCAAGGAUCACACAGAAGUGGAGUACCAUGCGGCCAAAACCGGGCACAGCAACUUCUCCGAAUCUACAGAGGAGAAGAAGGCACUCACCGAGGAGGAGAAAAAGGCCCAAUUGGCUCUCAUCGAGGAAAAGCUCAAGCAGAAGCGCAUAGAACGCGAGGAGCGCGAGAAAACCGAAGCACUGCAGCGCGAAAAGAAUCGUAUAAAAUCUGGAAAGGACAUGACAGAGGCCAAGCGGCGCAUGGAGGAGCUCGAGAUGAAGAAGAUCGUGGAGCAGCGCAAGCGUGAAAAAGACGAGGAGAAGGCGGCCCGCGAUCGGGUGAGGGCACAAAUCGAGGCGGACAAGGCGGCACGCAAGGCCAGAGAACAAAAGGAAUUGGGUAACAAGGAGCCAACACCGUCCGUGAGCUCCACCACUGUUUCGUCGCCACCAGCAGCUGUAAAAUCUCCACCUCGAGACUACACCGAAACUCGCAUACAGGUGCGCCUGCAGGAUGGUUCCACCUUGCAGGAGACCUUCAACGUCAAGGAACAACUGUCUGCCGUACGCGUGUUUAUUCAGAUGAAAACCGGCAUCGAGUCACCCUUCUCCCUGAUGACCACCUUUCCGCGUAAACUGUUCGCCGAAGAGGAUUAUGAGAAGCCGCUGGAGGUUCUCGGCUUGGUUCCAUCCGCCGUCAUUACCAUGACCAAAACGACCGCAUAAAUGGGCAAGCAGGGAACCUUCCCCAAAACUAAAAAAAAAGGUCUAGAAUCUAAAACAAACGAAACGCGGCGCGAUAUUCCCAAAAAAAAAAUCAUUUAAUGUACGGUUUUAUAUAUGUAUUAAAAAAGAAUAACUAAAUUA
Molecule: messenger RNA, 1248 nt
Organism: Drosophila ficusphila
Lineage: Eukaryota; Metazoa; Arthropoda; Insecta; Diptera; Drosophilidae
Product: UBX domain-containing protein 1
Exons: 3
Coding region: 103-1107 (334 amino acids)
Molecular function (GO): protein binding
Source: RefSeq, a predicted model, not a curated record